This is a messenger RNA of Selaginella moellendorffii, 2475 nucleotides long. Its product is annotated as suppressor of mec-8 and unc-52 protein homolog 2. The transcript is spliced from 13 exons. Gene Ontology annotation, biological process: mRNA splicing, via spliceosome. Bases 9 to 1889 code for a protein of 626 amino acids. Gene Ontology annotation, cellular component: nucleus. NCBI's taxonomy places the organism in Eukaryota, Viridiplantae, Streptophyta, Lycopodiopsida, Selaginellales, Selaginellaceae. The record is from RefSeq and is a predicted model, not a curated record.
UUUUCGCCAUGGUUGUGGAGACGCCCACUUCCAAUCCGCUGCCUCCUCCUCCGCGGCGCCGGAACGAUGGCGGAUCAUCGUCGCGCCAAGAGAAUCUCUCCAAUGCGGAUUUCCGGCGGAUGGUCAUGGAGACGCCGCGGCGAGCUCCACCGGAUGAGAGCUCCAAGGAUCAACGCCCUAAGAAGAAGAAUGCCGAUGAGAGCGCAAAGCGUCCUGCCCGAAAGUUUCGACCGCCCAAGCCCAAAGAAGAGGAGAAGAAACCGACCAAAGUCGACGAAGAGGAUGAUUUGCCAAAAUAUCGCGAUCGUGCUAAAGAGCGGCGCGAGGAUCAAAAUCCAGACUACGAACUUAUGGCUGCAGCGUCUGGAAUCAGCACCUUACACGCUGUAGCUCCUCCGGGAGCUGUCGACUUACAGGCAGCUGAAAUACAAAAGAAGAUAUCCAUAGCCAACAGCAAGUACCUUGGAGGUGAUGUCGAGCACACGCACCUGGUAAAGGGGCUAGACUACGCCCUCCUAAACAAAGUCCGGAGUGAGAUUGAUAAGAAACCCGAAGAGUUGGAGGAGCCUGAGGAAGAAAUAAGGGUCAGCAAGAGCGAGGACGAACCAAUCAAGUUCAAUACUCCAGUUGCCAGGGUGAUAUACAAAUGGUUGGUCAAGCCUCCAACGUUGAGCAAAACAAGCGACAUGUUUCUUCCGGGUCGGAUGGCCUACGCGUUCGACAUGGAAGAAAUGUCACACCAUAUCCCUACCACCGUGUACCGAAGCAAAGAUGACUGUCCUACACCCGAGGAGUUUGUGACUGUGGGAGUUGAUGUGGCUGUUUUAGACAGGAUAGCCAAAAUCAUGGCUUAUUUGAAGCUGGGAGCUUCCGGUAAGACCUCUAAGAAAAAGAGGAGAGAUAAGUCCGACACAAAAGGCACUGCAAAAGAAGCGGCGGCACUGGUAGCACCGAUUGACGUCAAACAACCAGAGACGCAUGAUGAUGAAGUAGUAAAGGACAGGCCUUCAGACACAGACGAUGCCGCCGUCGAAGAGGAAGCACCAAAGCCUCGAGUGGCUGAAGACGACAUAUUUGCAGACGCUGGCACAGACUACGUAGUAACUAUAGACGGCAGCCCUCGAUCCGAGGACAUGGAGGAGUCUCCACGACGGGAUGGAAAUGGUGGCGCUUCAUACUUUCAUGAGGAGCAAAGAUCACAUGAAGACUGGGAACAGGCUCCAAUGCAAGGUCCUGCGAUGCCUCAGUUCGGUAGUGAGUGGCAAGAUUACCUUCCUCCUCCUCCAGACGAUCCUUCUUAUGAAUACUACGCCAAUCAGCUUAGCGUGGAGGGAAAUGCAAGCGUUCCAGCAGCAGCCAUUGCUCCUGUUGCACCAAAGGAUCCUCUGUGCAUGACGCAGGAAGAGAAGGACAGAGGCAUGAGUUCGGUGUUCAAGCGCGACGAUCAAAGGCUCCGUCAGCGAAGGGAGCUUGAUUCUCGCGAGAAAGAUCCAAACUUUGUGUCAGAGAGCUACUCGGAGUGUUACCCAGGCUACCAGGAAUACAACAGAGAGAUAGUUGACAGCGAUGAAGACGCGGACCUCACGAAAAUGGACGUCGGUGGCAGGGCUAAAGGGCGAUUGCAUCGCUGGGACUUUGAGACAGAGGAAGAGUGGGGAAAAUACAACGACCAGAAAGAAGCCACUCCAAAAGCCGCUUAUCAGUUUGGUGUCAAGAUGCAAGAUGGGAGGAAGACGCGGAAGCAAAACAAGGAUCAGAAGCUCAACAACGAGCUACACAAGAUAACUCAGAUAAUGGAGAAGAAGAAGAGAGAAAAAGGGGGGUUGCAUGAAGACGGUGACAUUGUUGCCGAAGAAAGCAGCCAUCCUGGGAAGAGAAUAAGAACAUGAAUAUAAUCUAAAAACUAAACUUUUACAACAGAAGGCACAAGCAAAACAUUAGAAACGGGGCAAUAUCUCUUCGACAUAUAGAUUCAAGAUGAAUUUUUCAUAAGUUACAAGAUUGGAACUUUCAGCAAAAGAAAAGGACAGCGUACAAAAAGAUCAUCAAAAGGAUCCCUUGAACGAUCCUUCCCCAAUGUAUGGUCUUGACUGGCUCAUGGAUGAUUGAUUGAUUGACUGGUGGAAUUGGUUGACCUUUAUUCUUCUUUCUUGGGUGCCUUUUCCUCCUCUUUUUUUCCUUUGGAUCUUUGUUGCCAACAUCAUCGAUAUCUUCUUCAAGACCAUCCAAAGUCUCAAAUGGAUUUGCAUCCUUGUGCGAUUUUACCUGGCUUGCUUUGGAUUUGGUAGGCUCCCUGAAAUUUAUUAGAGGAAGGUAUGGAAUCCUGACCCUUUCAGGCUCUGGGAUCUCCCCCCAGCAGUAGUCGUGAUCCUCAGAUACCUCCUCCAUGUACCUGUCAUGCUUAGCCCUCCUCUGCUGCUCCAAAUGAAUUGUCCGUAGCUUCUCCUUAAUCGGAUCAAUAAUCCUUACAACCUC